Molecule: messenger RNA, 690 nt
Organism: Trypanosoma cruzi
Lineage: Eukaryota; Euglenozoa; Kinetoplastea; Trypanosomatida; Trypanosomatidae
Exons: 1
Coding region: 1-690 (229 amino acids)
Source: RefSeq, a predicted model, not a curated record
AUGUACUCGGCUGCAAAAUGUAAUGAAUCCUGCACUUCAUCUAAUUCGGAUAAAACCGCGUUUACGAUGGAAUUUCCGACGAAUAACGAAAGUGGUGUGUACAAGAAGUGGCUGGAAUAUAAUAAGUCUUCUAAUCCUGCUGCGGUUAGCACCUCAGGCGUUUGUUCGUUAAAAACUCCUGCUGAAAGGACACCUGAGAAGGCUAACGGUGGAUCCCCAGAGGCCGCUGCAGUAACGCCGGCAGCACAAGUGACAGCAGUGGAGACACCCGCAGCGGGGCAGGCUGCAGGCAGUUCGAGUUCAGCUGCGAGUGGGACCUCAUCAUCGGAACAGACUAUUGAACAGGGGAUAUCCCCAGCGGACCCACAAGCCGGUAACACUUCGCAGCUGCCAACAGGCGAAGGGGUUGGCAGAACGGAUGCAUCCGGGACGACGCAAACACCCUCAGCCACUCCCGCCAGCGGCAAUGGUGGGGCCUCCGGUGCAGCCACGGCCGGUGCUGCCUCACAGUCCGGCAAACCGACAUAUACGAAGGAGCCCAACAACAGUGCCACCACUGGAGCGCAGGGUCCCGGCACGUCGGACAGCAGCGCCAUCGCCACUGCGUGGGUGCACACACCACUGCUGCUGCUGCUGACCGCCCUUGCAUGUGCCGCUGGGCAGCGGUGCGGAGCAGCCACACACGAAUGA